GCGCGCAUGCGUUUUUUACUUGAACAAAAAUAAACGUUUAGCUGGAAAAUUUCAGUGAAAAACCGGGAAAACACAAGAAAAAUAUUAACGGAAAAAUGAGAAAAAUUACCGAAAAACACAACGAUGAUUAUUAAGUGGUUUAGCUCGGCUAUUUCUUAGUUUUUAAGGCAUUAUCGGGAAAAAUAUUUUUUGUAUUUGGCGAGCAAACAUCCGUGAGUGUCGAAGAGAAGAGGAAAGAAGUGUACAAGAAAACAAAAUAGCUGAAUAAGUGAUUCGCGUCGCUCGCGUUUUUUUGAAAUAAUUUUUUUAAUUUUGUGAAGAAUAAUUUGAGAAUAAUUCGAGAAAUGUGAAAAAAAAUUAAAUUUACUGAAAAUAACAAAAAAACAGCUCAAAAAAGGAGCAAAAAAUUGUGAAAAAAAAUAGUGAAAGAUAUUAAGAAAAAAAUACAAUAAAAAAGAAAAAUUGUGAAAAAAAUUAAAAUAAAUUAUUUUGGGAACAAGAGACCCCCAAAAUAACAUUUCGUAUGCAACCAGGACCUUUUUUAACGGAUAUUUUAUAACAACAACAACAACGACAAAAAUACACACAAAAAAUGGCGAAAUACAAACAGUCGGAUACGUUUUGGAUUAAAUUUAUGCUGAUUUUAUGCAUUUUUGGAUUAAUUAACACAGUCGAAGGAUUUUUAUCAUGUUCGCCAUCACCAUGUAGGAAUAAUGGAAAAUGUAUACAAAAGUCACUUGGAGAAUCGUAUUGCAAUUGUACCUCUCGAUUUGUGGGCGAGUUUUGUGAAUACUCGAACCCCUGUCAAUCGGGUCCCGGGCCUCGUUGUCAGAACGGAGGCACCUGCGACGUUACCUUCCGCGAUGGAGUGCCCAGUUUCACGUGUCAGUGUCCCAUUGGCUUCACCGCUAGCUUGUGCGAGAUUCCCGUGAAGAAUGUAUGUGACUCAAGUCCAUGCCAAAACGGGGGCACGUGCAAUUUAAAGAGCUUGGAGAAGUUUACUUGUUCCUGUCCACAAGGUUAUGGAGGCCAAUAUUGUGAGAAACAAAAUCUGUGCGCUUCAUCGCCAUGUCGCAAUGGAGCCACGUGCGAAUCCAUGCCAAAGGGCAACUUCAAAUGUCACUGCCCCGAUGGCUUCAAAGGAGCAACUUGCAGCGAGGAUAUCGACGAAUGCAAGAAAAAUCCUUGCAAAAAUGCCGGAAAUUGCGUCAAUACCCAUGGAUCGUACCAAUGUCUCUGCAAGCCCGGGUAUGCUGGAAAGAAUUGUGAGUCGCGAUAUGUGCCAUGUUCUCCAUCGCCAUGCCAAAAUGGAGGAUCAUGCCGACAAUCCAGUGACUUUUCAUAUGAAUGCAAAUGUCCGCCAGGCUUUGAAGGCAACAACUGCGAAAAGAACAUUGACGACUGUCCCGGGCAUCUCUGCCAAAACGGCGGAACUUGCGUGGAUGCCGUUAACGCUUACAACUGUCGCUGCCCCCCAAAUUUCACGGGACAAUUUUGCGAAAAUGACGUUGAUGAAUGCGCUUUAAAACCUUCAAUUUGUCAGAACGGUGCGACAUGUACGAACACACACGGUAGCUACUCCUGCAUUUGCGUGAAUGGUUGGACAGGUCCCGAUUGCAAUGAAAACAUUGACGAUUGCGCAAAUGCCGCUUGUUUCAAUGGCGCAACGUGCAUCGAUGGCGUCGGCAGUUUCCGUUGCGAUUGCACGCCCGGCAAAACGGGUCUUUUGUGUCACUUGGAUGACGCUUGCACCUCAAAUCCUUGCCAUGCGGAUGCCAUUUGCGACACAAGUCCGAUUAAUGGGUCGUUCACGUGUUCUUGCGCCACGGGCUAUAAAGGCUCCGAUUGUUCCGAGGACAUUAACGAGUGCGAACAAGGAUCGCCUUGCGAGCACAACGGAAUUUGCGUCAAUACCCCAGGCUCCUUUGUUUGCAAUUGCACUCAAGGCUUCAGUGGACCACGUUGCGAAACGAAUGUGAAUGAAUGCGAAUCGCAUCCCUGCCAAAAUGAUGGAAGUUGUCUCGAUGACCCCGGAACCUUUAGAUGUGUCUGUAUGCCAGGAUUCACCGGAACCCAAUGCGAAAUCGACAUCGACGAAUGCAGCACAAAUCCCUGUCUCAAUGGCGGCGUUUGUCGCGACAUGAUCAAUUCCUUCAAAUGUUCCUGCCAACCGGGCUUCGAAGGGAAUCGUUGUCAGAUCAACAUUGACGAUUGCAAGUCUCAACCUUGCCAACACGGCGGAAUUUGUCAUGAUUUAAUCGCCGCUUACUCCUGCGAAUGUCCUCCUGGUUACACGGGACUCAGUUGCGAGAACAACAUUGACGACUGCGCUUCAAAUCCUUGCCAUCGUGGCGACUGCAUCGACGGCGAGAACAGCUUCACGUGCGUUUGCAAUCCCGGCUAUACCGGAAAUUUGUGUCAAACCCAAAUUAACGAAUGCGAAUCGAAUCCCUGCCAGUACGGAGGUUAUUGCGAAGACUUGAUCGACGGAUAUCGUUGUCGUUGUUCGCCGGGCACUUCAGGUAUCAAUUGCGAAGUGAAUGUAAACGAAUGUCACAGCAACCCAUGUCGUAAUGGAGCUUCGUGCAUCGAUGGCAUCAAUAAAUACACGUGUAAAUGUGUCCCGGGCUACACUGGAUUGCAUUGCGAAACGGAUAUAAAUGAAUGCGCGUCAGAUCCUUGUGCAAAUGGCGGAGUUUGUAUCGAUAUGGUCAACAGUUUCCGAUGCGAAUGUCCUCGUGGAUACUAUGACGCGCGUUGUUUAAGUGACGUUGACGAAUGCGCUUCAAAUCCGUGCAUCAAUGGCGGGCGCUGCGAAGAUGGCGUGAACCAAUUCAUUUGUCAUUGUCCUCCGGGAUAUGGCGGGAAACGAUGCGAAGUUGAUAUCGACGAAUGCGCAAGUAAUCCAUGCCAACAUGGCGGCUUGUGUACAGACAAACACAACUCGUACACGUGCAAAUGCAUGCCCGGCUAUACAGGAACAAAUUGCGAGAUCAAUAUUGACGAUUGUGCUUCGAACCCAUGUCGCAAUCGAGGAUCGUGCAUCGAUCAAGUGAACGGAUACAAAUGCGUUUGUCGAGUUCCCUAUACUGGACGCGAUUGUGACACCAAAAUGGAUCCUUGUCUCCCUAAUAGAUGCAGAAAUGGCGCGAAAUGUACUCCCAGCCCGAAUUAUUUGGAUUUUUCAUGCAGUUGUAAUCUGGGAUUCACAGGAAGGUUAUGCGACGAAGAUAUUGACGAGUGUGCGAUCUCGAGCCCAUGUCGCAAUGGAGCUACUUGCAAAAACACGAAUGGAUCGUAUCAAUGUAUUUGCGCGAAAGGUUAUGAAGGAAGAGAUUGCACCAUUAAUACUGACGACUGUGCCUCGUAUCCGUGUCAAAAUGGCGGAAGUUGCUUGGAUGGCAUCGGAGAUUACACGUGUUUGUGUGUCGAUGGCUUUGAAGGGAACAAUUGUCAAACUGACAUUAACGAGUGUUUGUCAAACCCCUGUCAAAAUGGCGCCACGUGCAAUCAGUAUGUCAAUAGUUACACUUGUACUUGUCCUCUGGGCUUCUCUGGCAUGAAUUGUCAAACAAAUGAUGAGGAUUGCACCGAAAGUAGUUGUAUGAAUGGCGGCACGUGUAUCGAUGGCAUCAAUAGCUACAAUUGCAGUUGUCGUCCCGGCUAUACUGGGCUUAACUGUCAAUACAAAAUCAACAAAUGCGAUUCAAGUCCGUGUAAAAAUGGCGCUACUUGUCACGAUUUGGGACAAGAUUACAGUUGUCACUGUUCCUAUGGCUACACGGGCAAAAAUUGCGACGAAUAUAUCGAUUGGUGCGGGCAGAAACCUUGCGAAAAUGGCGCGAAAUGCGAACAAAACGCUAAUACGUACAAAUGUUUCUGUAAACACGGAUGGACUGGAAAAUUAUGCGAUGUCGAGAUGGUUUCCUGUAAAGAUGCUGCCGGAAGAAAAGAUGUUCCCUUGAGUGCUUUGUGUCACAAUGGUACUUGUGAGGAUUUCGGUAACUCCCAUAGAUGUCGUUGUCGUCAAGGGUAUUCUGGGUCGUAUUGCCAACAAGAAAUCAACGAAUGUGAAAGUACGCCAUGUCAAAAUGGCGGCACAUGUGUCGACAAAAUUGGAUUUUAUCAAUGUGUUUGCCCCGAAGGCUUCCAAGGACAAAAUUGCGAACUCAAUAUUGACGAUUGCAAACCGAACCCAUGUCAAAAUGGCGGAACGUGUCACGAUUUAGUCAAUCAAUUCAUGUGUUCUUGUCCUCCGGGCACGCUGGGAAUCAUUUGCGAAAUCAACGUAGACGAUUGCGUGCAGGGCGCUUGUCAUAACAAUGGAACGUGUGUCGAUCGCGUUGGCGGAUUCGAAUGUCGAUGUCCUCCUGGUUUUGUUGGAUCACGAUGCGAAGGUGACAUUAAUGAGUGUUUGUCAAACCCAUGUUCGAAUCCGGGAACAUUGGAUUGUGUUCAACUCGUGAAUAAUUAUCAUUGUAAUUGUAAACCUGGGCAUAUGGGACGUCAUUGCGAAAUAAAAGUCGAUUAUUGUGCCUCGAGUCCCUGUCAAAAUGGAGGGAUUUGUAGUACGAAACAGGAAGGACAUCAUUGUUUGUGUCAAGAUGGAUUUUAUGGAAAAAAUUGCGAGUUUAGUGGACAUGAUUGCGAUUCGAAGCCAUGUGCUGCGGGAACUUGCGAAGCUGCCGAUGAGGGAGGAUAUUAUUGUGUUUGUCCCGUUGGAACGAGCGGAAUCAAUUGUGAGAUUGAUACUUUUGACGAAUGUAUUUCGAGUCCCUGCAAGAGAGGAGCGUUCUGCGAAAACAAACUUGGCGACUUCGAGUGCUACUGUCCCCCUCGAUGGGCUGGCAAGACAUGCGACGUUUACGACCCAAGCUACAAAGGAUGGACCGACUCCAAAAAUGGCCACAAAUCAAAAACUCCCUACGAAAUAUUCGAAAUUGAACUUGAAUACCAACGUGAUCAAUGCAAAAAGAAGGGUUGCCAACAAAAGGCGAACAAUAUGCGAUGCGACGAAGAAUGCAACACCUUCGCAUGCGACUUUGAUGGCGGCGAUUGUUCUUUGGGCAUCAAUCCGUGGCGCAAUUGCUCCGCGACAAUCAAUUGUUGGGAAGUUUUCGGCGAUGGCACGUGCAACGAAGAGUGUAACAACCCGGCGUGUCUCUUCGAUGGUCGCGAUUGCGAACAAAAAGUCGCUCCGUGCAAUCCGCUCUUCGAUAGUUACUGCAAGAAACAUUACGCAAACGGAUUUUGCGACUACGGAUGUAACAAUGCCGGAUGCAAUUGGGACGGUUUGGAUUGCGAAACGUCAAAGGAACCCCCGAAGACAGCAUCUGGCAUGUUAUCUGUCGUAUUGAUUAUGGAUUUGAUGGAAUUCCGUAACGUAAAGUUGCAAUUUUUACGUGACUUGGGCAUGCAAUUGCGAACGACGGUUCGUGUGAAGCAAGACAAAAAUGGGCAUGAUAUGAUUUUCCCGUGGAAAGGCAACGCUAUGGCUCCGAAUUACGAAACGCUUCAACGAAAAUACAACAUGGCGUUCAGCGAGAGCAUCGGACAAACCGGAAUUCAAGUUUAUCUCGAAAUUGACAACUCGCGAUGCUUGUUAAUGGAGAAUGCCGAAUGUUUCGAAGAUGUUAAUGUCGCUGCCGAGUAUUUGGCAGCUACGGCUUCGAAACAUUCGAUCUCCCACAACUUCCCGAUAUUCCAAGUGAGAGGUGUUUUGACGCCUGACGAUGAUCCCAGUGCGCAAGGCAACGCGAAAUACGUUUGGCUCGGCGUCAUUAUCAUCAUUAUCGUUUGUUCGAUCUUUGGGGUGUUGAUUCAAACGCAACGAAAACGCGCUCAUGGCGUCACUUGGUUCCCCGAAGGCUUCUUUACGUCAGCUGGCACAAAUCGCGGACCUAACCGACGACGUGCUGACGGACAAGAAAUGCGAAAUUUCGACAAAACUGGCUCUUUGGCAUGUAUCGAUCCGGAUAUGAACUCUGGGCAUAUGGGACAUUCGCAACAAUGGUCUGACGAUGAAUCGGAAAUGCCGCAACCGAAGCGAAUUCGAACUGUGGAUCAUGGAUAUUCGAGCGAUCACACGGGAAUUACGGAUUAUGAAGAAGCGGAGCCGAGGGUUUGGAGUCAAUCGCAUUUGGAUGUUGCUGAUAUCAGAUUGCCGCAAGCGAUGAUGACGCCGCCCACGCAUCAAGAUGGAAAAAUUGAUGUUUCAGCAAGAGGUCCGGGUGGUAUGACGCCGUUGAUGGUAGCUGCAGUACGUGGCGGAGGCAUUGACACGGGCGAAGAUGUAGAAUUGACGGAAGAUCGUACAGCGGAAAUUAUUUCGGAACUUGUGGCACAAGGAGCGGAAUUGAAUGCGACAAUGGAUAAAACUGGAGAAACUUCUUUACAUUUAGCAGCGAGAUAUGCUCGAGCUGAUGCCGCAAAACGUCUUUUGGAUGCCGGCGCAGAUGCAAAUUGUCAAGAUAAUACGGGACGAACCCCGUUACAUGCUGCGGUAGCUGCCGAUGCGAUGGGAGUUUUCCAAAUUUUGUUGAGAAAUCGUGCGACGAACCUAAAUGCUCGAAUGCACGACGGAACAACUCCUUUAAUUCUCGCCGCUCGUUUGGCAAUCGAAGGUAUGGUUGAAGACUUGAUCAAUGCCGAUGCGGAUAUCAAUGCUGCCGAUAAUGCGGGCAAAACAGCUCUUCACUGGGCUGCUGCUGUAAAUAACACGGAAGCCGUAAACGUUCUCUUGAUCUCCGGCGCAAAUCGUGAUGCGCAAGACGACAAAGACGAAACCCCAUUGUUCCUCGCUGCGCGUGAAGGUUCCUUCGAGGCUGCCAAAACGCUCCUAGACAAUUUCGCCAAUCGCGAAAUCACCGAUCACAUGGAUCGCCUACCGCUAGAUGUCGCCUCGGAGCGUUUGCAUCACGACAUUGUGCGUCUCCUGAAUGAACAUGUUCCUAGAUCGCCGCAAAUAAUGACGGUUAUGCCAAAUUCACAGAUAAUUGGGUCGCCAACGCAUGCGCAACACACCAUGAUAACGCAUCCAACGGUGAUCACGACGAAACAAACGAAGGCGAAGAAGAGGCAAAAGACGGCGGCAACGGGUGCGGGAAAUCCCACGAGUCCCGAUGCGAACGACGGCAAUUUGAGACGGAAGCAAAGUGUGAAGCAGCAAAAGAGUAGCGCGAAAAAUAACAAUAAUAAUGGGCAGCAUGGGACAAAAAACGGGCAGAAUAUCUUGUCGCCGCAGGAAAUGCAAUUUAGUGAGGAGGCACUCAAUUCCGUGGAAUCGAAUCUCAUUAAUAUCCCGAGUCCCUACGAUUCGGCGAGCAUGUACUCGAACGCGAUAGCGACAAGUCAGCAUCACCUCGAAAUUGUCGGAACAAAAAAGCCGCCAAGUUAUGAAGAUUGUAUCAAGAGUGCUCAAUCAAUUCAAUCCCUUCACAACAUCGACAACUACGGAUACUCGCUCGGUCAGUAUCAGGAUAUGAUGAUGCCACAAAGAGGAGGCCCACACAGCGUUCAUACAAUAGGCGAUCAAGGACUCAGUCCUCCCUAUUCCAACUCCCAAUCACCACCGCAUUCUGUACAAAGUAAUUUAGCGUUAUCACCUCAGGGGUAUAUCGGUUCCCCAUCUCCUGCAAAGGCACGCCCAAGUCUUCCUACAUCGCCGACACACAUCCAAGCGAUGCGUUAUGCCACGCAGCAAAAGCACGGUCAAAGUGCCCUAAAUUCCAUCGGAUCGACGAAUGGCAUGAGUAGCGUAAAUAGCUCAGCAGCGAAUUCGCCUGCAAUGAUGAACACAUUGUCACCAAUGAGCUUGCAACAGCAACAGCAGCAACAACAAAUGCAGCAGCAGCAAGCUGGUAGCUCGUCUCUCAAUAGUCCACUGCUGAAUAACAUGCAACAGAUGGGCUUUGAAUAUAACGCCAAUGGACUUGAACUUGCUGGAUUUUGUAGUCCGUCAGGUCAAUCUACCAGUAGCAACAGUUGCAAUCCGGGCAGCAAUCAAACUGCCUCUACAUCCGCUGGAUCUCCCGCUGGCAUGAACAUGGUGUCUCCCAUGUCACAGCAACAGCAGCAGCAGCAACAAAAUAAUCAACAACAGCAGCAACAGCAAAACUUUUAUCAAUAUCUCACGCCGCCAAGUCAGCACUCGACGGGCGGAGUAACGCCGCAACAUCUCACACAAACGCUCGACAGUUAUCCAACGCCGUCACCCGAAUCUCCCGGGCAUUGGUCCUCAUCGAGUCCGCAUUCCACAUCCGAUUGGAGCGAGGUUCAGUCUCCCGCGAACAACAUCUACCAUCAAGCCAAUCAGGGAUCGGAAGCCAUUUACAUUUAAAAACUUUUUGAAAAA
This is a messenger RNA of Culicoides brevitarsis, 8353 nucleotides long. It is a transcript of the gene N, whose product is annotated as neurogenic locus Notch protein. The record is from RefSeq and is a predicted model, not a curated record. Gene Ontology annotation, biological process: regulation of developmental process; axon guidance; Notch signaling pathway. Bases 593 to 8338 code for a protein of 2581 amino acids. Gene Ontology annotation, cellular component: cell surface; signaling receptor complex; plasma membrane. Gene Ontology annotation, molecular function: calcium ion binding; protein binding. The transcript is spliced from 12 exons. Lineage: Eukaryota; Metazoa; Arthropoda; Insecta; Diptera; Ceratopogonidae.